Octopus sinensis (East Asian common octopus) is the source of this 3023-nucleotide messenger RNA. RefSeq names its product tetraspanin-33-like. Lineage: Eukaryota; Metazoa; Mollusca; Cephalopoda; Octopoda; Octopodidae. Bases 1018 to 1953 code for a protein of 311 amino acids. The transcript has 9 exons. Gene Ontology annotation, cellular component: membrane. The record is from RefSeq and is a predicted model, not a curated record.
AUACAUGCCCAUACACCCACACACACAUGCACACAUGCACACACUCAUGCACAUAUACACACAAAUAUAUGUACAUAUACAUGUAUAUGGUAUAUAAAUAUUUCAACUAGUAGCUGAUAUACUGUCCCAGAGUGGUUACUGUUUUUUUUUAUUUUAUUUCAUUUUACUAAUUUUUUUUUUUUUGCUUUUGGUCCAUCAGUUUUUGUCCAAUGAACUGGUGUUUUAUCUGUGACCACUACCAGUCAGUAUUAAUCACCCAGUAUAUACUAGCAUCAAAGCAAUGAUCAGUACACACUAACACGCGAGUAAGUAUCCAGUUGAUUGCCACACGCACUGCUCUUAACAAUGGAUAACGACACUGUUUUGGUAAGACACUGAAAAAAGCACAACAACAACAUUUCUGGAUUAUAUUUACUAGUUUGUUGGAAGAUAUAAAGGGAUUAAACACAUCAAUGGAUUUAAGCCUUCACUGAAAUUGUUGAGUGAUGCUUGGAAUAUUAUGAAAUGCAUCAUUGGAUUUUACUAGGUUUUGGGAUUGGUUGAUGCUGAUAAGAGACUAAAAUACAUCCUGGAUUCUUCUAGUUACUUCGAUUGCGAAAGUAGAAGAUGAUGAUUUUAAUAUUGCAAACGAAAAGAAGGAUUAAGAAAGAAUUGGAUAUGAAAAGGAACAGAGUUCAAUCCCUUAUGAAGACAGCAAUUUCAUCAUGAGUUACUUUACUCUAUAAAAAUAAAAUUAAAUAAAAAAAUAACAAAAAUAACUUUCAAAGAAGAAAAUACAGAUAAAAAAAACGAUGGAGGAGUGUAAUUCACAUUUGGAAUUGGCAGCUUCCACAAGUUUACAGAGGACAGAAUCCAGAUACACAUCCUUCUUCAUCCCGGGAUCGCUACUCAGCCCAUUCACACUGCAGUUUAGCAAGUCCUGAAGAUUCAGGUACAGAUGAAGGCAUUGAAGAAAUUCCCAGUACCUCUUAUGCAGUAGAGAACAAUUCAGUGGCCACAUCUGCAAUCACAAACUCUAUGGCUACAAUAGUAGAUAGUAACUCUAUUACUACUGUUGUGGAAAACAAUUCUGGGGCUGUCCGUAAAAGUAGUAGUCGCUUAGAUCCAAAGUAUGAGGAGAAAAAACGGAAAUACAAAUAUCGGACAAAGGUUCUUAAAUACAUACUUUUUGCAUUGAAUUUGUUUUCGUGGGUUGUAGCAGUAAUAGCAAUUGUGAUUAGUUAUUAUAUUCUCUUAGGAACUAAAAAAGUUGUGACUGAAGCUAUAGAAUUUAUUUUGGACCCUGCCAUUGUCCUUUUUAUAGUAGCAUCAAUAACAUUUCUUAUGGCUGUAUUUGGAUGCAUUGGAACCAUUAAAGGGAAUAGGUAUUUACUAAGAGUGUUUUACAUUAUGCUUGGCUUUAUGAUAAUCAUAGAGUUAAUUUUUGGAGUACUUAUUUGGUUGUUAUUCUCUGCUCCUGUGUCCACAGAGAAGUUUAUGGAUGUUCCCCGACAGCGUCUCACACUAGCUUUGCAUAAAUACAAAGAUGAUAGAAAAUUAAAGGCUUGGAUUGAUAGUAUACAAACUGAGUUUAAAUGCUGUGGCAUAUCUCACAGUGAAUAUGGUUAUAGAGAUUGGCAAGCUAAUAUCUAUUUCAACUGCUCUCGAUUUAAUCCAAGUUCAGAACGAUGUGCCGUACCAAUGUCUUGUUGUAUUUUUAAAUAUGGUGAUUUAAGAAAUGAAAUGUGUGGCUUUGAUAUCACAGAUAAAGAGAGACAUGCAGUUAAUCAUCGAAUCUACACUCAAGGCUGUCUUAAAGGCUUUCGGAACUGGUUUCAUAAGAAUGAGAUCCUCAUCACCAUUCUAGCAGCUUUGUUUAUUGCCCCACAGAUAGCCAUUGUUUUAUUAGCAAGAACUCAAGUCAAAUUCAUGAGAUAUAAAAAAGCAGCAGUUAAACCACCUACACAGCUUUGAUAUACGCUUGGAAAACCAAAUAAUUAGUAACAAAUUAAAAAGCAAGUGAUAUCAUGAGGGCACAAACACUGAACCCCAUUUGCAUGUUCUGUGUGAAGACAAUAAGAAAGGGGAAUAUUUAGGAACAAGGAUAUUGAAGUAAUUAAUAAAAAGCAGCAAAACAUUUUCUGUCACCAAGUAAUUAAUAUUAAUUACAAAUCUUCCAAAAAUUUUGUUUGAAAUUGGUGUUCAUUUUUCCAUUUACUGUAACAACUAAUUCUAAAAACCUUACAGAGAGAAGAAGGAAAACUGAAGUCAAUGCUUGAAUUUAUUUCAAAGUGAUGUAUAAUUUAUUUUAAAAACAAAUAUGUGAUAUUGUCUAGGGAGAACGUAAUGGAAAAAUUGCGAAUGAUUUUCAUCAAUAAUAUAAUAUAAUAUAAUAUAAUAUAAUAUAAUAUAAUAUAAUAUAAUAUAUAUAUAAUAUAAUAUGAUAUAAUAUAAUAGGUUCUACACACAUAGCGAGUCCUUUAUCCAGACAAUGUUUGUGGUUUUUAUGUGUUUAAAAACACUUGUCUUUAACUCUGUGUGAGUGUGUGUGUGUGUGUGUGUGUGUGUGUGUGUGUGUGUGUGUACAUGUGCAAAUAGAGUAAGACCAAAAUGAGAAUUUUUGCUGGGCUUCUCCUUGAAUUAAUGGUUAUUUAUUGGCAUUGCAAAUAAAAUUCUUUUUAUGAAUUUUAGAUAUUUUAUGAAGAUUUACUAUCAAUAAUGAGAAUUUUAAUGUUUCUUGAGACAAAUUAUUGCUAUUAGCUGGAUACUGAAUGGAAUAACUUCAGACAGUGAUCUAAAAAGUAUAUUUAAUAUACUUAUUUAUUUAUUUUGUAUUUCUAUCUAAAAUGUCGCACUUAUUUCAGCUGUCUAGAAUUUAAGUUUCCAUUUCUAUCCAGUUAUUCCUUAUUAUCACUAAUGAUAGAUAACAAGUUCCAAUUGUUAAUUUUUAAUAAAUGCUUAAAAUUUGAACACAAUUCCUACUCCAAAGCAUAACAUAAGAAGUUUACCAAUGACAAUAAAAGUAACUAUUGUCAAGAGAAAAA